Molecule: messenger RNA, 1071 nt
Organism: Babesia ovata
Lineage: Eukaryota; Apicomplexa; Aconoidasida; Piroplasmida; Babesiidae
Exons: 1
Coding region: 1-1071 (356 amino acids)
Source: RefSeq, a predicted model, not a curated record
AUGGAUGACAGUAUCGAAAUUAAGGUAGACACCAUAUUCAUUGACGUAAUGAAUAAAUUUUCUAAGUUCAGUGUAUCAUCACACUCGAGCACAUUUGUGUCGUGUGAAGGGCUACGUAGUAUUAAUGUGAGCUCAGAUUGGGUUUCUCAGCUAGCAUUGUUAUCAAACACCAUCCUAGAAAAACGAGCCACUGAUACAAGUGCAGCAUAUCUGUCCACGCGCCAUAUUUACGUACUUAUACCAUCAAAACUGGACUAUGCACCACGUUUUGAAGAAUAUGCAACAUACAGGGCGUCAGACAAUAGCGUGAUAUACGACAUGGACUUUCUAAUUAAUAACUUUGAGGCUCAAAGCCAGGGUAAACCGCGAGUAACCAUCCAUAUGACAAUGGCUAUCGCUGUUAUAGGUUCAGACAGAUCCCGCGUAGAACUGUGCGGCGCAAGUGAAGCUGCUCAGGUUCCCCCGGAAGGUCACGAUCCAGCCACUGCCUCUACCAUAACCCCCGUCGACGACGCAACGGAUUACUUUGAUUUGGAGGACACCGACACACGAGAACCGCCAGAGUACGAGAGUGAAGAGGACCUACUGGACUUAUCAGAUAUAGAGAUAUAUGAUAAAGAUUGUGUUGGAGACGACUCUUUCAACGAAUUCCAGGCGAUGAUGAACGACAUUCUACCUCCCACACUAGGCCCUGAAGCAUCGACCGUAGCGGAUGGCAUUCCAGAUAUGGAUUAUAGCGCGUUCGGAGAUUCAAGCGUUGAAGGUGACGCAUCAGAGGCGCCCAUAUUCUCUACGGAAAUGAACGAGGGAUUAUACUCGCCAGGCAUGAUAUACGACGAAACCUAUCCAGACGACGAGACCUACGCGGAGGACGCAACCAUGGAGGAGAACGGAAGCGGGAGUGGGCAACAAUUAGACCUGUCCGAUAUUCUCAUUUAUGAUGACGAGGAAGAUGUGUCGUCAGGCGAGUUCCGGUCGUUGAUUAGCGACCUCACCCCUACGUUUGACCAACUUGCACUGCCGGUUGACCAUACGUUUGCGGAAAUGGAGGGUAACGCGUUCCGGGGCUGA